UUAAAGGGAUGUGCCGUGGAAAAUAAGUGCUGUAUAGUGAUCGGAUGAGAGAGAGUGUUUAUGGGUCAAGGGGUGACCAGAAAAAGAGAUCAGUGCUUGAGGAAACAUUUGUGAUAAUAUGCCUGCAGCAACGAUGUUCUCAAAGUUCAAAAGUGGUACAGCUGCUCCACAGAAUCCAAUCGACAGCAAUCCCAUAUCGCAAUAUUUCGAAAUUGGCCGACAAACAGCAGCAGCUGGACCGGAAUUGGUCUGGAAAAUAUAUGAGGCUUACAAGAAAUGCGACGGCAAGGAGUGCUCAAUAUUCCUAUUUGAGAAACGUUGUGCAGAGAAGCUGCAUAAGCCGAAGCGAAAGGAGACGGUCACAGAACUUCUGAGGGCAUCCGUGAAGCAACUGGAACGAUAUCGUCACCCAAAGAUGCUGCAAGUCAUCCAUCCUGUGGAGGAAUGUGGAGAGACAUUGGCCUUUGCCACCGAACCAAUACUCGCCAGUUUGGCCAAUGUGUUGGCUUUUCAGGAGUCUGGUGGCGGAAUCACGGGACCACCGAGCACAGGAGCCUCCCAGUGCACCCCACCACCAGGUGCAACACCAAAAGCACUACACGCCAAGGAGUAUCGAUUUCUCGAUAUUGAACUGAAAUAUGGAAUAUUACAGAUCAUCGAGGCCUUGUCAUUUCUUCACUAUUCUGGCCAUGUGAUACACAAAAAUGUCUGUCCCUCAUCAAUUCUGGUGACAAAGAAGGGAACGUGGAAGUUGGCGGGUCUUGAAUUCAUUGAGCACGUCAAUGAAUCUGAUGCUGUUGAACCAAUUGUCUGUCAACCAUGGAGUUCGAGACAGUCAAAAAUGAUGCAACCCAAUUUAGAUUUUAUGGCUCCUGAAAUUCAAAUCCGCUCAACUUGCAGCAUCCUCAGUGAUAUGUUCUCAUUGGGAAUGGUGAUUUGUGCAAUAUUCAAUCAUGGACGACCAUUAAUUCAAGCAAAUAACUCCACUUCAGCGUAUUUAAAGCAAUUAGAACUGUUGGACGAUGGUGUACACAACAUGCUUCCGCGCGUUCCAAUUCCACUCCAAGAAGCAACAUCCAGGCUAGUGAGCAAGGAACCAACCUCCAGACCUACAGCUCAACUUCUUCAGUUGAUUAAAUAUUUUGCCGAUCCCGCAGUUCAUGCCCUCCAGUUUCUCGAUGUGAUAAAUAUGAAGGAUUUGCCACAGAAGGUGAAUUUCUAUCGAACAACCCUCAAAGAGGUGCUUCCCUACAUCCCUCGAAAAUUGUGGUGGCAGCACGUUUGGCCCUCCCUUCAGCCUGAUCUCAAAACACAGGAUUCCCUGGCAGCUGUCCUCCAACCCAUCCUUGUUCUCGUCCAAGAAUCCACUGUCGAGGAAUAUGAAGGAACUAUUUUACCCAUUUUUCGUUGCCUCUUCGUGUCGCCGAAAACUGUCCAAGCCACGGUAACAUUGCUGGAAAAUUUACAUUUAAUUCUGCAAAAGACGUCCCGAGAUGAGAUUCGCCUGGAAAUUCUCCCACUCCUCUUCAAUGCCUUCGAAAGUACCACGAUUCAGGUGCAGAAUGCUGCCCUCGUGGCUGUCAUAAAUGUUUAUGAGUAUCUGGAUGAAAUGGCCAUCAGACGGAUGAUCCUGCCAAAGAUGAAAUUGGUGUUUGAGAAGAAUCAGAGUGACCUUAAGAUUAUGGCAAAUGUGCUACAGUGCAUUGAGAAAAUCUUCGACAAGCUGGACAAGUCGCAGAUCAUCGAUGAGGUUCUCCCACUUCUCUGGGAGGUCCGUCUCUCAGAUCCAGAAAUAAUCCUCCGUGUUGUGCAUAUCUACCGAAUAAUGUUGAGCGACAAGAAGUACGGACUCUCUGUGAACAUAAUGGCAACCAGGGUGAUGCCAUCCCUACUUCCACAGACCGUAAAUCCUUCCUUAAACCUCGAACAAUUCACAAUUUUACUAGAGGUUCUACAAGAGAUGCUGGACCACAUUGAUCGGCAGCAGCGAAACAAGCUGAAGCUGGACAAUUUGUCUAUUCCAUCUCCAGAACGUCAUCGUCCACUACGACAUCAAUUCUCAUCGGACAAUAUGCAUGUGCCCCCCUUCAACAUCCCCAAUCUCCGUAUCGACCAACGAAAAACAUCCAGCGCCGAGGACAUGGCACGAAAGAAUUCAACAGGUUCAGGCAUGCUGGGCGGAUGGUUUUUCGGUGGAUCUCCCUCCUCGCCGGACAGUAAUUUCCUUCGUGUGGCCAACGCAUUUCCCAACAGACGCCUCUCGGACAACACGCUAAUGACACCCAAGAUCCGUAUUGCACCAUCCUGCGCCUCCUCUCCAGGUGGCACUCCCGGUGGGGGUUUGCCUAUAAGACGACACUCGAGUAUCGGUCCCCAGGAACGUCGCAGCUCUGCUAUCAACCUAUCCCCACCGACUCUUGCACGGAGCAUGAUCGGCGGCUCCAUGCCCAACACAUCGAGCAGUGUACCCUUCCUGCUCUCCUCCAGUAUGCAGUCCAUCCGCUCCAGGAGACCAUCCACGUGCUUGUCAUCGGGACCACUUGGCUCGGGUUCCGGACUGCUGCAGCAACUCGGCUCGGGCAUGUACCAGCUGUUCUCCGGUCGAACAUAAAAUGUUUUCCCACCCCCCUUCGUGAACAUGUGAACACUCAUACGAUCACACACUGAGCGCUAAUCACGGUUAUCACGAAUCAUGCGUUUGAGAUGCCGACGCGCCACAAAAAUGAUCAAAGUUCUGCUUUCGACAGGUGUUAGGGGUCAAUCUGUCUCCUUCAAAUUAAAACAAAAGAGGAGACAAAAGCAAAACAAACAUUUAAGAGAAAAAGAUAUAAUCAAUUCUUGUAGUAUUAUGGUGGAAACACAUUAACAUAAUACUCUGUCAUGGAAGAUUUUAAUAAAUUGCAAUGAAAAGGAGUUUGAAUUAAAGAUUUUCUAUAUUGUUUUUUUUUUUCUAUAAAAGAAAUUCAAUUGCAAAUAUAACUUAGAGGUUAUGUUGGAAAAUGAGGUUAAGGUACAACUUUAGGGUGACGUAAGCUAAAAAUAUUUUUCGUACUGCAGAGAAACAAUUUCAAAAAGAUAUUUAAUAAAUUCUUGGCCUUAGGAGCUGGAGUACAAUUUUCAUAUUUUUCUGUCUGACAAACACAAGAGGUUAUGUUAGAAAAUAAGGUUAUGUGUAGGUACAACCUCAUGACAACAUCCUUUGGAGAUUUAUAUUUUCUAUAACGAAGUAAUUUAAAGCAUUGACCAAAUUAUUAAUCUUGAGAGAAUAUUUAAAAGCUGUUUUCACAAUUUUCUGCUUGAAAGCAACACAGGAAGUUAUUUUAAAAAGAAAAUAAGGUUAGGGGAGAUAUAACAACAUAACAACAUCCUCUGGAGUAUUAUAUUUUCCAUAACGGAGUAAUUAAAAUGUCCAAGAAAGUGAAUCAAGCCAUUUACUCAGUUUAUUUUAUGUUAUCACAACCUUAACCCAUUCCUUACCAUGGUAUUAUACAUCAUACGCAAAUUGAGUGAUUUUUGAUGAUUUAUUUCUGGGCAAUUUUUAUCCGAAUUACUGUCGGAAAUGGAUUUUUAGUAACGUUAGUUAUUCAAUUACUCGAGAAAAAUAGUCCGACAGAGAUGGAAAUACAUUUUAUUGUUCAUUUCUCACUUCGCGGAAGUUCAUGCAAAAUUUUUGCUCAAAAUGGCGAAUGGAAAAUUCUACAUACCGACGAAUUUGUUAAAAUUGGCGUCUUUCCUCCUUCUUGAUUUGAAUUCUAGUUGCCAAUUUAUUUUCUUGGAUAGUUACUCUAUCUAAAGCAAUAGAGUUUGUAAUGAAUUAAUGCACAGAAUUUAAAUUCAGUGACCGUUAAGACGUGCGUUUGACAGAGGCUCCCCGCGCCCCCAUAUGAGAUAUUAGGUGAGAUUCUUAACAAUCUCACCUACUAUUUUUUUUUCCUUUCAAAAAAUUCAUCUAUUAAUCCGUAGGAAACUAAUCCCAAAAUAUGAACAUUCUAUCUCAAGUAUUUCUGGUACAUUGACUGAAUGGGUUAAAGUUAAUCUUUUUCUUUAUUUUAAUUUAUACGGCUGUCGGAUUCAAACAGAUUCAUAUAGCCAAGCCUUAAAGUUCUGUAAACAGUAACUCUAUGUCGAAUGAACCUUAAAUAACCUAACCUUAAUUUAGAAGAAAAAUGGGAUUGCAAUUUUCUCAUUUCUUACGGUUCACAGUUAAAUGCAACAGUUUAUUACGAUUUUAGUGAAAACUUAAAAACUAUUACUUAAAGAAUGUUUUGUUUAGGAUAACCUCAAAGUCCUAAAAUCAGUAUAUCGACGGCUCCAUUUCAUACUAUUCUAAGUCGACUUAGAAUUAUAUUACUCCGAAAAAUAUUUUGUUCCUGGGACCGAGAUCUACAACUGGUGAAAAUUUGGUGGUCAUCCGGCGUUCGGGUAACGAGAUAUUCAAUUUUUUCGAAAAAAAAUUACACAGGCAGCAUAGAAAAUCGCCAACUUCAAAUGGCUCUCCUGAAAUGUUGUCAUUCUGAGAUAGAAUAGUAUGGAAUGGAACCGUCGAUAUGUAUGUUGAAUAAAUAACCUUAAUAACCUUAAAAACCUAACCUUAAUAUUGAAGAAAAAUUAAAAUGCAGUUUUCUCAUUUCUUCGGGUUCACGGUUAAUUGAAGCAAAAUAUUAUUAUUUUAGUGAAAAUUUCGAUUUUUUUCUAAUGGAGGUGAAGUUUAAGAUAACCUAAAAGUACUCCAAAGUGUAACUAUAUGAUUUUAAUCAAAUUUCUCAAUUUUUUGUAGUAAUUUCCGUUAAUUUAUUAAAAAAAGUAAGGUUAGAAUUUAGCAUAAAACAAAUAACUUAAAAGAUUUAAACUCACCCAAAUUAUGUUAAAAAUCUCUCUAUUUGUCUUACAAAUAGACACAAAUUGGUAAAAAUAAUUGAUUGUGAUGGGGAGAAUUCUUGCAGACUGCUUCAAGAAAGCACUAGAGGUUAUGUUUACCAUAACCUCCAAAAUAUCUUCAAAAUAUCUAUCUCCAAAAUAUCUUCUCAGCUAAGUACAAGAAUUUUGCAAUUAGUAUUAUUUUAUAAACUGAAAGUUAGUUUUAGAAAUUUUUCCGGGGUAUUAUAACCUAAAAGAAACGCAAAUUCUUUUCUUCAUUUUCCUUAAAAGAUUUUUCUUGCAAAUUACGAAAUUUCAUAAGUAAACAAGACGAUUUUCUAAAGUAAAAUACUAUAAAAUAGUGGUUACGGACCGAAAUAACCUCACUUUCUGCCACAUUAAGAAAAUAACCUCACUUUCCAUUUAAAUACUGCUGUAUGUAUUUUGUUUAUCAUAAGCAGCCUUAUAAAAACAGAAAAUAUUUCUAAUUUUUUAGGUUUUGCAAAAAAAAUUGAACAGUAAAUACUUCAUUUAAUCCAAAUGGAUUUGCUAUGUGGCAAAAAAUGCAAAUUUAAGGUUAAGAUUGAUAUAUUCGAUCAUAUCAUUGCAAUAUUAAUUAUUGUUAUGUGUCAGUUGUUAAAUUUCCAUGAUAUGACAGCAGUGUUAUGUUAAUGUGUUUCAGCGGCUAAACAAAAUGAGUCUCUGUGUCUUUUUUUUCUAAAAUUCUUUCAAUUAAUUGUUUUUAAUUAUCAUUUUUUGCAAAGUACGAAAAAUAAAAGAACACAAAAGGGCAAAUUUUCCUCCUAAUUGCACAGUGAAAAAAAUAAUAAUCCAGCAAAUAAGUAAGAUGUGAAGGAAAGGGAGCAAGAGGAAAAUGAAAAACAUUAUUUUUUAUGAUUAUUAGAAGAAAAUAGAAUUUUAAAUACCUGAAAAAAAAAACAAAAACAAUCAUUGAAAAAAUGACUCUUUUUCUCUUCAAGCAUAAAGCAAAAAGAAACAGGAAAAGAAUUUUAAAUGAGAAAUAAAAGAAGUAGCAGUGAAAACAUGAAAAACAUAACCUUUUAAAAAAUGCAAGAGAUAUUGAAAUUUAUACAAUAUUGCAAAUGAGGAUUUUUCCUCAGGUGGAUAAAAAAAAAACAAGAAUAAUGAAGAAACUUAGGAGGGAAAAGAAGUGAAUAAACCGAUAUAAAUCCAAUUUAGCAUACACCUCCCAGAACUUUUCACUGCAAGAGAGAAAUAAUGUGAAAUUUUUUGAAAUUUAUUACACUCUAAGUUUUAAUUAAUUUCUCGGUAGUUGAAAGGCUGAUGAAACUAUCUUAUAUUUACUUUAUACUUCUUUUUAUCCUUCAAAUCACUCUUUUGUCCUCUUUGCAAAAUUGAAAAUUUACCAAAUCUUUGUGAAAGCAAUUUAUUUUUCUUUUUUUUGGAACAAAUGAUGAAAUAUUGCAUUUUAUCUCAUUUGAAAAUUUCAUCUUUUUGUCUCUAUCUCGUUCCUUGUAAAAGUUGCAUUCAUCCAGUUUUAUUUUUACUUUUCCUAAUUUUCUUCAUCAUUUUUCUCUAUCUUUGAUCUUUUUAUCACAAAAUAUUAUGUACAAUCUCAAUAUCUACCCAACCUCACAUAAAAGAAUCUCUAAAAGACAGAAAAAAUACCAGAAUUUCAAAAUUUCAUAAACAUUUCCUUCUGUAUCAAACCUUCAUUGUUGGCCUAUAUUCUUUUUAUUUCUAAUAAAGAUUUUAAACAAUAAAUUUUUCACAUUAGAAAUUAUUCUUUUUGGGGGGAAAUUCUGGUAAUUAUACAAAUAUUGCGAUAACUGAGAGAAUUUUUAAUAAAAUAUUUCCUUUAAUUUCCAAACUCAAAGAGGAAUUAACUAUAGAAAAAAAAGAAAUAAAUGUGAAGAGAAAUUUUGAAAAAGAAAAAAAGUAUAUCAGUGUGUAAACAUUUCUAUAA
Molecule: messenger RNA, 6805 nt
Organism: Phlebotomus papatasi
Lineage: Eukaryota; Metazoa; Arthropoda; Insecta; Diptera; Psychodidae
Gene: bma
Product: SCY1-like protein 2
Exons: 17
Coding region: 119-2611 (830 amino acids)
Biological process (GO): protein phosphorylation
Molecular function (GO): ATP binding; protein kinase activity
Source: RefSeq, a predicted model, not a curated record